AGUGUAUACUAUUUUUUUUAUUAAGGCACUUAUUCCAAUCAUAGUAACUUUAUAAUGUAUAUGAAGUAAAAGUUUACAAUGUCUUUUUUUUUUUUUUUUUUUUAGGUUUGAGGCGACCGAGCACUAAGAAGCCAUAUUUGUUGUUGAAAAUUACUAAAUGUCAAAAUAUUUGAAGCUUUGUUGAGGUUAUUGCACCCAAACUUAUUCUGUUUUGUAGAUCGUCAAGAGCCAUUUACAAAAAGGUAUGAGUCAUUCAUGGAUAGGAAGCGUCGUCUCGCUGGAUUGCGGGGAGACACUGGGAACGUAUCAGGGUCAGGUGAGGUCAGUUGACAAUUUCUCACAAGCCCUGACAAUCUGCAAUGCAUUUCGUAAUGGGCUCAAAUGCGAAGUUUCAACUCUUACCAUCAAUGCUCAAGACAUUAAAGAUUUAAAAAUUCUUCAGCCGAGCAUCAAAGCACAUGAUCUUGUGAACAAGCCCAAAACUCCUUCCAAGUUGUCGAAAGAGACUGAGAAGUCCAUCAACCCAGGAUGUCGUUCGCCCGUAAAAGUCGUACAGCCCGAUGACCUGAGUGGAUAUUCCCACCAACACAACGGUUAUUCCAGUACGAACAAUGGUUACGUGACGAGACUGACCCCGACCAGAGAUGUUGCACACGACAAUCAUUACAACGGCAGCAGGAAUAAUGCCCGGCAGACCCCAACCAAAGAAUCCGAUCAGAGUAAGAGAAGAAACUCUUUUUCUGAAUCCAAAGGUCGGAAGUCAUCAACUCCAAGAAAAAUUGAUUCGACUAAUGGUCGAAAGAGUGCUCCCAGAGAAGACUGUUUUAGUGCUCCAGUUGAGUCGUUCUUAGCAAAGGAAUUUGACUUUGAGAAAAACUUAGCUUUGUUUGACAAACGUGCAGUGUUUGAAGAAAUUGAGAAUGGUGGGCCUGACGUCAUGAAGCCUGUUGAGAAAAAGGCAGUGAAGUACCGCUGUGAUGAAAAUGUUCUCAAAACAAAGCCAGCGGUUCUUAAACAGAUAAAGGUGCCCACUUCACCUGGUAUUGAGUACGUUACAGAUUCCGGACUUGUGGUCCCCUCUGUAACGUACAGCCUGAGAUCGAAGGUUUUGUCCACGGCUCAAGGUUAUGGGUAUUCUCUGGAGCGUCAGGUGGAAAUGGUUGGCAGAUCUGCGAGUGAAAUGGUGCUACAGUUACUUGGGGGAAGUAGCAGGUUGAACCCCCAGAACGAUCACCAGCUGCCGACGGUGGUAGUGCUGUGCGGCCCCCACGUGCAGGGUGCGGAAGGGAUCAGCUGCGGUCGCCACUUGAGCAACCACAACGUAAAGACAAUUGUGUAUGUGCCAAACUUUGUUAAGAUGAACGCAGAUCUGGAGAAGGAACUCGUGUUGUAUGAUCUCUGUGACGGCAAGACGACAUCCAGUACCAAAGAGUUACCUGCUGGUCCAGUUGAUAUGAUUGUAAACGCCUUAGACAGUCACGAACAUUCCCACUUCAUGGACCAGAACUGGUACAAGACGCUGACCAAGUGGACGAACAACAAGAAGGCUCCAUGUAUUGCCAUCGACCCUCCGACCGAGGGAUCCGUCAUCGAGGCCAAGUGGAGUCUGGCCGUGUGCCUGCCCCUCAGUGUAAAGACAUCCAGUCAGGUGUACCUCUGUGACCUCGGCUUGCCCAAGAAGGUGUUCAUGGAAGCUGGGGUGACCUACGUUUCUCCGUUCAGUCACAAAUUUGUUAUUGCGCUGCAUCAGAGGUGAUAAGAGAGUGUGGAAAUCUAUUGCCGUGGGAUACAGUAUAAAAAUUUGUUAUUGCACUGCAUCAGAGGUGAUGAGAGAGUGUGGAAAUCUGUUGCCGUGGGAUACAGUAUAUACAUUUGUUAUUGCGCUGCAUUAGAGGUCAUGGAGAGAGUGGAAAUAUGUUGCCGUGAAGGUUCGUACGAGUUAAUGCAGAUUCCGGAAAAGUAGAAAAAAUUUAACGUCGUUUUUCAGGCUUGAAGAUUUUCAUUUGUGUCGUGGAAAGUUGUGGAAAAUGAACAAUUCAUUGAUGAAUUUUGUCCCAUUUAAAACGUUACAAGUUCACAUCAAAAUAUUUGUAAUAAUCAUCAGAUUAUGUUGAAAAUCGCAGAAAAAUCUUUGAAAAUCCAUAAAAUAACCCUGGAAAACGUCUUUGGAAUGUCCUGGGAUCAGACUGUAGACAAAGUAUAGUGUUGAUAAAUACUUGUUUCUCUGUUUAAUCAAAAUCGUUUUAUUAAUCUGUAUAAAUGUAAUUGCAGUGUUGCUGACGUUCACUGAAUUCCACAAUCGGUCACAAUUUCAUUAUUUUGAUGAAUCAAAGGUGAAUCUGAUAUUGUUGAUACCACUAUUAUGUCGGUCAGAAAUUCAUUACUCAACUGUAUAUGGUGUUCAUUAUCUUUGAAAUGUGGAGACUCAGAAAAUUAGAUGGUUGUACUCUACUGAGUGCAGUGAGGUGUAUGAAUCAUAAGCUUGAACAUUAGUGGUGGCAGUAGGUGCCAAAUACUAAAUGUGGUAUAAAAAUUAGCAGCUGGCUAAUUUGGCAGUAGGCAAGGUGAGCCCAGGUUACUAAUAAUUGUAAAUGAACACCGGAAUGUGGAGACUAAGGAAAAUUAGAUGGUUGUACUCUACUGAGCGCAGUGAAGUGUAUAAAUUAUAAGCUUGAACAUUAGUGGUGGCAGUAGGUGCCAAAUACUAAAUGUGGUAUAAAAAUUAGCAGCUGGCUAAUUUGGCAGUGGGCAAGGUGAGCCCAGGUUAUUGAUCAUCGUAAACGAACACCAGGAUGAUUGCAGUGCUAUUGGUACACAUUAACUCUCUUUCGGGCACAUGUUACAUAUAUUUUUUUAUUCCAUUGCAUCGGACGUCAUUGCCGUAUGGCUGAUAUAAACUAUUUCACUAUGUUCACUAGUUCAUUCAUUCACUGCACAGGAAGUGAUUUGGAGGAUUGUUGGUGCACAUCUUCUUGAUUCAUCCAGUCACAGAUUUCUUAUCAUGUACACUGCAUACACAGUGAUUGUGGCAGUGGUAGUGACGUACACUGUUCGGUCAACCACAGAUUUGUUAUUGUGCUGCUGUGUCGGAGUGGAUCAUGGUGUGGUUGAAACGGUUUGUGCAAUAAUAGGGCAGUCAUGACCAUCUAACUGUCUCCCAUUAGAAUCGCUUACAUCCGGAGUCAUUGUCGUCUUCGUCUUUAUUCCAUUGUGUAUUUUUUUACUUGACAGAUUAAUAAACUGAUGACAUGUAUCUGUUCUAAUGGAUGCAGUUGUUCAUGAGAUUUUUAGAACUUGUUGUAAACCCGAUUCAUGACGGUUACAGAACUCUACACCUCAGUAUUACAAACAGAGGUUUGAACACUUUUGAAGUGCAGGAAAUGUGUUAACAUCAUUCUUAAAUGGUACUUGACAUACGUUUGUGUGAUUUUGACGUUUGUUGGGAAAUUUUGAAAUUUAUUUUUGAUGAAAUACUUGAUGCAAUUUUUAUUUUUUUGAAAUGUACUCAGGGAUUUAUCCCGGCAUUCUGUGGGUCCAAAUAUAGGCCCCUUCCCAAAAGAAAGUGGCACUGAAAAUUCCCAAUUUGUGUACUAAAAAAUUCUCAAUAGAAUAUAUUUAAGUAUUUCUGUUGUAAUAAAUUAAUUGAAUGGUGUUUUACUGCAUCAUUCAGUGGCUUAAACAAAUAUCCCUGUUAUGCUAUACUUGUACUAAUUUUCCCAAUCCCCUCAGAUUUGGGACCCUGGUAAACAAUCCUGGAUAAAUCCCUGGUACUGGUAAAGUCAUAACAUUAAAAUGCAGUUGGACAUUGUGUGUUGUAUAUUAGGAAUGUACAUUGUAAGCAAACAUUAUUCAAAAUUGAUUCAUUGCAACAUAAACUAGUUUGGUUUCAUCCAGUUCGUGAGGGCAUUGUUCCAUGUUGUGGAUGGUAGGAUCAUUUCACUAGCAUUCAAUUGAUGAUCUUAAACGAUGUGUCCUAUAAACUGUGAAUAAUAUAUCUAUUGAUGUUUGCCUGUUCAUACUGCUGUAGGUAAUAGUUUCGUUACAAAGAAUUGCUACAGCAGCAGGGUUCUUGAAAACAGAUUAAACAGUGCUGCAAAUGAUUGUACCUGUAGAUGGCUGUAUUUUUAUUGGCUUUAUCUAUUGUUGAACUAUUGUUGUAGAUUUUAGAUAUUGUCUUUCUGCACUUGAGAUUUGAAAAUAGACCAUAGAUGCUACCCAUACAGUGAAAGGAAUCAACAGUGAAGUCAGCUAGCAAUUCAUAUUUGGUUUCUUCUUGAAGUCGGUAAUUGUUUUCCUCUUGGGUGUAGGGGGUCUAGGAUUUAGCAUCGAUCUCCGUCAGUGGACCCAUUGGGCUAAAAAAAAAUUCCAGUCAGUGUUUCACAUCCAGUGUAAUAUAACAGGUGAUGGUAUGCAUGGUCAAUUCUGUGGGAUGGUGCAUAUAAAAGAUGCCUUGCUGCUGAUCAAAAAGAUUAAGCCAUGUGGUGGUGACAAAAGGUUUCCCCUAUCAUUUAUUUGUGCGAUCAGUAACCUUAUCUUAUAUAGAGGCACUGAUUUUUCGUUUCAGAUUUUUCAUUUUUCCGUUUCAUAAUGUUACAAAUUCCAUUUUUUUCCGUUUCAGUAUUAAACAAAUUCUG
Molecule: messenger RNA, 4634 nt
Organism: Gigantopelta aegis
Lineage: Eukaryota; Metazoa; Mollusca; Gastropoda; Neomphalida; Peltospiridae
Product: enhancer of mRNA-decapping protein 3-like
Biological process (GO): deadenylation-independent decapping of nuclear-transcribed mRNA; P-body assembly
Cellular component (GO): P-body
Molecular function (GO): mRNA binding
Source: RefSeq, a predicted model, not a curated record